GGCAUCUGUGCUUUGACCCUCGCUCACAAAGGUAUGUCUGUCAAGAAGGCUAUCCAAGACUUUACAGACCUUAGCCAGCGCGUCUUUGUCUCGCAACCAAUUUGGGCAAGGGCCUUUAAUCUGAUCGCACGAGGAUCGAUCUACGGUAGUAGUGCCAUAGACGAAGCUCUAAAGAGGCACUAUGGUGAGAGCAAGCUAUCUGACUAUACCCCCGCGACUGCUCGGGCUGCAAAGAUUCUCGUCACAGUCAAAGGAACGCCAAAAGGGGAUCAUAUACUAAGUAACUUUAAUGGGGUCGGCCUCGAUAACUCUCACAAAGAUUUUGAACAGACAUUUUGUCAUCCAGAUGACGAGGAAGGGCAAAAGGCAAUCCUUGCCUGGGAAGCUGCGCGGUCCACCUCAGCUGCGCCCGUUAUGUUCCCAACCUUCACCAUCGACGGUGUCGGCACAUUCCAGGACGGUGCCAUGUGGCGAAAUAACCCUGCCGACGUGGCGCUAUCUCUCGUCCCUGCCCUGACGCAGGGUCAUUGUCUGCCGGAUAUUCUGUUGUCAAUUGGCACAGGUUUCGAGAAGAGGCUACAGCAAGGCCACCGUGAACCGCAACCUCCUACACGAGUUACGAUUCCUCUGAUAGAUCUCUUACGUCGGCUCUACGCCUUCAUGGGCGACAAUAUUGUCACAGACGGAGAAAAGUUUCAUAACCAUAUCAUGGCAGGGAGAUCCGAUGUAGGCAGCAGGUUCAGACGACUAAACGUCCCACUUUCAGAAGGUUACCCUUCAUUAGACGACGCAUCCUCCAUACCUAGAUUAAUGGAUGAGGCUGCGGCGCACUUUAAAUCUCACCCCAGUUUGCAAGAGGUGCUGGAUUCUAUCAUCUCUAGUUUCUUUUACUUCGAGGUCUCCAGCCGGCCUAUACGACACCGAACGCAUGUGAGCUUCUGUGGCCGUAUCUUGUGUGAUAUUCAACCAGGCCAUCGGCUUAAACAUUUCAUCAAAGAUUUGCGAAUACGUGGGGCAGAAUUCUCAAUCAAUGGCAAGUUCACAGCACUCGACAGCGUAGGAGAGUGGAACGGAAGAGAAGUUGAUUUUGAGAUACCUGUUCGAGGGACGGUUGCUGGACUCCACACACGGCUCGAAAUAUUUCUCUGCUGGAACAUGCUUGGCCGACAGAGCAAGGAACUGAUCAGUCGCUCUCCCUUCAGUCUGAAUGAGAUCAUGGAGGCCCAAGGCUGGGACUCUCCCCAAUCCCGGGCUCUACGACAGCCGGUAAGAAGCGGACGUAAGCGUGGGAUUGAUUGUCACGCUGCUUGGAAGCGGAUUACGAAGGCCCGGCGGUAG
Molecule: messenger RNA, 1338 nt
Organism: Fusarium redolens
Lineage: Eukaryota; Fungi; Ascomycota; Sordariomycetes; Hypocreales; Nectriaceae
Product: acyl transferase/acyl hydrolase/lysophospholipase
Exons: 2
Biological process (GO): arachidonate metabolic process
Cellular component (GO): membrane
Source: RefSeq, a predicted model, not a curated record